AUGCGCAUAGUCCCACGAUGGCUCGCACAAGGCUCCGAGUUUCCCCGUGUCCGAAUCCAUAUUACGCCGUAUGCCCAAGUACCCGAGCUCUGGGAAAUGGACUCGACUGGCUCAACAUACACCGCGAAUGCUGUAGUCCCCGAAGCGUCCUUCAAGGUUACCAAAGGCGAGCCCAAGUUUUACGACACUAUCGGUGACUCUGGAAAGAAGAACAGACACUUUUUCUGUGGCAAUUGCGGGUCGCCACUGUUCAACAAGCUGGAUGUCAUGCCCGGGGAGGUUAUCAUUAAGAGCGGCGGGCUGGACAACGGAGCAGCCGACCUGAAGACGGUGGGUGUUGAGUUUUUCUGUGAGCAGAGGUUGAGCUUUGUUCCCCCAGCAGAGGGAGCGAAGCAACUUCCUCGUUUUGGUUAG
This is a messenger RNA of Trichoderma aggressivum f. europaeum, 414 nucleotides long. RefSeq lists its product as uncharacterized. The transcript is spliced from 4 exons. NCBI's taxonomy places the organism in Eukaryota, Fungi, Ascomycota, Sordariomycetes, Hypocreales, Hypocreaceae. Gene Ontology annotation, molecular function: carbon-sulfur lyase activity. The record is from RefSeq and is a predicted model, not a curated record. The coding region runs from base 1 to 414 and encodes 137 amino acids.